This is a messenger RNA of Symbiodinium natans, 744 nucleotides long. The record is from the annotation of a GenBank genome assembly. Lineage: Eukaryota; Dinophyceae; Suessiales; Symbiodiniaceae.
AUGCCUAGUAGGACUUGCAAAGAAUCCAGUGCAGAUGAUGCAUUGUCCCGCAAUGCCAAAGGAUAUUUGGAUCCCAGCGGUGAGGGUCAAGUCACUCGAAGUGAAUGGGGCACCUUGCCUAAGACAGAGGUCGUCCAUGAGCAGAUUGGGAUAGGGAUGUUUGAUUCCAGUUUGAGACAACUCGCUAUCAGCCAAGGCAUACUCGAGCUGUGUCACAAAGAAAUGGUGUACUCGAUCCAGGACGGGGUGGCAUCUUACCUCCUCAGCAUGUCACAGGAGUUUGUCCACUUCUGCAGCCGGUCAUUCGGGAACGAUCUGAAUGCUGCAUGGGCAGUCUUCGAUCUCAACGGCGACAACUUCAUCUCCGAAGCUGAGUGGGUAACCGUGGCGCGGUCCUUCGCGUACUUCGGGCCGACAUUGCCGAUCUUCCGGUUCUUGGACCGGGAUGACGAGGACCUCUGGAAAGCAGAUAACAUCAUGAUUGUCUUCAUGAUUGUCUUCUUGCUCUCCCACGUCGGCAUGUUGUGGCAGUCUUUCGUGGCCCUUCAGGGAACAAUUUCCUUCGAGGAGUUCGAGGAAUUGCAGAAGUUCCGUGAACCACCACGACCCGAUGUCCAGGCCCAUGGUUGUACCGUUUGCAUCCGCUUGCCUUGUCACGUUCUCGGCAAUGGCAAAUGUUUACUGCAACUUGCCACAUCGGCUCAAGUUUUCUCUUGGACUGUUGGGCAUCAUUGGCCAAUGUAA